AAACGGACGCGCACAGCGAGCGUCCUCGUGUUUUACCCUCCCAUUUGUUACACACCCGAGCGACAAGUCGCGUGUGUUUACCGACGGUUGAUAAAAUCUGAUCUGAAAAGCCAGAUCAGAUUCUAAAAAUGUCCAUGCUCCCAGUCGAGGGAUGUCAGUAUGAAUCAUGACCGUGUAAAAGCUUUCAGAGAGAAACUAGACAACCUCAACAUCACAGAUUACUAUGGCCUGAAGAGUCCAGGUCUGACAUGCUAUUUGAACAGCGUGCUUCAGGUGCUUUUUAUGAGCAGAGACUUCCGAGAGGCAAUACAACGCAGUCAAGAUUCAACAGCCUUUGACCCACACCUGAGAAUACUGUUUGCUACUUUAGAGAAAAGUGCGGCCAAAACACACAGCAUCACAGGAGAACUGGGGAUCACAGAUGUGUACGAGCAACAUGAUGCUGCUGAGUAUUUUGAGAAGAUCCUACGCCGGACCAGUCUAAAGGCGUCCAAGAUAUUCAAGGGCGAGCUGAAUCAUAAGACCACAUGUCUCCAGUGUAAGCAGAGCAAUGACUCCAGGAGCUGUUUCUGGAUUCUGCCACUUAUGGUCAAAGAUUCCCAUCAUCUGGUCUACAGCGUGGAGAAAGGGUUGAGUGCUUUCUUCAAGGGAGAAAUGAUCUGCGGGGACAACAAGAUGUACUGCAGCCAGUGCAAUGGAAAACAAGAUGUAGAAAUAGUAAGUGAUAAAUGUAAAGUCCUUGUUGGAAUAGGUAACUGUCCCGUGUUCAGGCAGCUGUUUUCAUCAUAUGAUAUCUGGACAUAA
Molecule: messenger RNA, 804 nt
Organism: Monopterus albus (swamp eel)
Lineage: Eukaryota; Metazoa; Chordata; Actinopteri; Synbranchiformes; Synbranchidae
Product: ubiquitin carboxyl-terminal hydrolase 47-like
Exons: 8
Coding region: 160-804 (214 amino acids)
Biological process (GO): protein deubiquitination
Cellular component (GO): nucleus; cytosol
Molecular function (GO): cysteine-type deubiquitinase activity
Source: RefSeq, a predicted model, not a curated record